AUGAGUCAAUUUCUCGGUGCAGGCAAUUCUGGCCUGUUUUCUCUAGAUCACCUGCACACGGAGGAGCCAUUUAUGGUCCACGCGAGGGCACGCAACCUCGAUGAGCUGUCUUGGGGCGGCUCACUUUCCUAUAUGCUAUGUCUCACUCGCGAGUUCCGUCCGGAAAAUCCUCCACAGGUCAAAUGGGUCAAUUGGAGGUGGCCACGAUAUGAGUAUGAAAUAGAGGCACUGAAGGUGAGGGCUUCUUCCCAAUGGGUAGUCCACAAGGGAACUGUUUUGCAGCAGUUCAUUCUUGAAAUCUCGGGUGAACAGCCGAUCCAUUUUGAGUAUCAAUUUCCCAAAGAAAUGUUGAUCCGCGAUCUCGACUAUUUGAACGCCGAUUAUCCCUUCAAUUACGUUGAGGAGGGAUACUCGCGCAUGGAUGGGCCGAACGGGUACGGACACGUAUGCAUCAACACUCUUGACCGGCGAGGUCGAAGAGAAAGCGUCGACGCGGGCAAUGACAGCGCUGAGAAUAAUUUUGGUCCGGACGGUACGGAUGAGAGCCCGAAUUCCACUGCCGAGACUCAACUAUCGGAGCCUGGGCUUGCUCAAGCUUUUACAACGGACGCAAAAAUGGCAGACCCGGUGUCCAAAGAGGUUUCAGAGGCACAAGAGGCAGUUGCACCGGCCGUAGGGGGUCGCAAACUGUCUGAGAAGGCUCGUAAGUCGAGCGGAGGGCGGAGUGCUGUUGCAGCUAUAAUGAAUCCCUUUGUCAACGGCAAUGCUGUCAAGAGCCAAGAUAUUGGAGAUAUAUGGCACAAGCACACUCUUGGAGGUAGCGAAAGCGGCUCAGAUGGGACGGCCAAUCGGACUUUAGAGAUCGUCGUGGCCUACAAAUUAAUACUUCUUCCAGAUGGCGAAGUUGACUGGAGGAAUUUCCUGGUGUCCGAACGAGAGGCUAAUGUCAGUAACAUUCUACGCGAAGAAACGAAUCGGCUCUGGGAGAACGCGAGUAUCUCGUCUUUAUGCUCGCUGGGUCUAUCUUCCACGGAAUCGAACGAGACUGCGAGCCGAAAUCCAGAUCAGGUAGCUGUAAAAGACGAAGGCAUGGGAAAUGUCAAAGCUGAUACGACGGAAACUUCAGGUGACCACACCGAUGCAGAAAUUGAUCAUCAGGAAGCCAACGCAGGGGUCGAUCAAGCAAACAGAGAUGGGCAGUCGCUGAAACGGUCCGACGAGCCUGCAAAUGCGCCCAAAUCGAAAGCGGGAGAUCAGAUUCUAAGCCUGCAGCAUGGCGGCACUUGGAGCACAUUCUUUCAGUUUGUGCGGUUCCGGUGCUGGCCCCUACACUAUUCGAAGAUCGCUCAGCACAGGAGCCAGGCGAUUCUCGCGGCUCGCCACCUGCGCGAAAUAGAGCGCUCUGAGAAUAACAACUCUUGGCAACCGAACGAUUCUGUCACAGACACUCCAUUUCAUGUACUCAAGCUAGUCGAGUACAUGAAUUUCACCAAAGGAUGUGACACCGACGCAAAAGAAGCCGAGGAGCUAGUUCACCGCAUCUUGAGGGAUGUCUGGGUCCCUUGGUUUCACGAACUAGACAAACUGGACAAGCGGGGGAGUUUCGCGUGGCCACACGCCGUUGAUGAAGACGUUAACACGUAUAGGCUCGCAGAUCAUUUUUGGAUUUGGAAAACACUGAAAACGCUGGACGAUUUGGGGGUGUCGAACCAUCAGCCCUCUACAAAAUCUAGAGAAAACGAACGACUCGCCUGGAAAGAUGAAGAGAUUCAGUGGAUGACUUAUCUCAAUAACUCCGAUGCACUGGAGAUCGAUCCUAAUCAGCUCCACGAGAGAUUCGGUAAAAUUGCCAAACGGCUCUCCCCAAGCGAUGCACAGCGUGGGAUACUACAGCGAUUCACGACGGAAAAUGAAAUCUCACGCAAGAGAAUGCUUGCCAUGACUCGCUCGCCAAGAGAAACACGCUUCUUGUUCCACGCUCGCGAUACCGCACUUUUCUACGGCCAAGACUGCAACUUCUUCUUGCCAGGGAGCUCCUUUGAGGAAUUAUGGGCCAACACCAUUGAGGCUCAGAUUCACCACAACGAGAAUCAAGACGCCGGGUGGGACAAUGCGAUACGAUAUGCAUUGGGAAUCGUGGCAGGAUGUCGUGGCUCGACGCUGAACGAGAGGAGUGCCAGAGAUUUGGUGAUGAAAUGCGUCGGAGUCUUGAUCAACAUCAGCGGUCACAAUGGGUUUUUCCCGGGACAGCUGGACGAGGCGACCAAAGAGCCGAAUCUCUUUUAUUCUGGGGAAGAGAGAGACUUCUACUACCAUGCAGAUUUUGAAAUCAACUAUAUCCUCCUCACCCACGCAAGAGACAUCAAUCAAACUUUCGAAGCGACCGGCACGACGCCUUCACAGCGAUUCAAAUCUGCUUCAAUAAAGUCUGCCGGGGAUAGAGAAAACCAGCCUGCCCGCCACUUACAGCCCCAGGGUCUUGAUGUCCCGAAGGAGACCACUGCACAACCAAAAAUCCAGAAUCAGGUAAACGAGUACUCACGUUACCGGUCCAGUCCUAUGGCAAGACAGCUUGAACCUCAUCUCAAUGUUGAUAGCCAACACAAUUUGACUAUGAAAAAGGCCAUCCCGUUCAACACCCUGAUUGAUGCAACCAGCAUCAUUUCCAUUGAGGAGGAGUGGCUCUAUCAUUACCCGCACUUUCUCUCGGGAUCCGGAAUCGACAUUACUGAGCAGAUUAUGCGGCGUAUUGAUGCGUCACAAUCCAGCGGAAAUGACGAACAUGAUAACUCAAUCUCGGCCACCAGCCAGCCUAGUCGUGACGCUGUAGGAGGUGUCAUUGGACAGGAAAUUGAUGGGUACCGCAAAUUGAAGCGAAAAUUUUCCACGCCGAGCGGUCCAAAAUCUUCUGACACAAUGAUAUUCGUUGUUGACACACCGAAACAGAAGCACCUUGGAAAGAGAGAAAAGAAAAGUUUUGAGGAUAUGAAAUGGGUUCAAAUGUACAACAAUCAAGGCCUUCACGCGAGACUUAGUGCUCCACGGACAGCUGAGAAGGCAAAAAAACGCUUUAUAUGGCUUCCCAAGGCCAAUGCGGAAACGGCGCUCCUUUGCUGGGCGGCAAGUCCUGAGCAAGAGAAGGCUGAGAUCUCUCUCUUCUUUGACCGCCAUUCGAAAUAUGAGAAGCAUUUCUGGGACGAUACGACAAUGGUGCUCAACACUUGGCAGACCGAGCUUCACCUCAGCUUCUACGUACUGGUUGAUCCCACGACGCCUCGCUACGAAAGCUUGCCUCCUUUGACCGCGGAUCCAUUCCCAGGACGUCCAACAUGGAAAAUACAUCGUGCUUCUAUGGGCUUUCGCUUUGAUGGUGACUUUUUCGAUCGCUACUGGACAUGUCACUUCAUCGAACAUAUUCCUUGCAGGUCCUUCGAGGUCAUAUGGCCUUUCCCUUUUGAUUCUUCUGGCAAGCACGAACACAAGCAGUGGUGGCAACUAAAAGUUCUCGAGCUUUAUUUUUUGGGUGGUAUCUUGCGCGAGAUUUCCCGUGGUGCCGAGGAUAUCCUCUCUGAGGUGAGGCAAGAGCUUGGAGUUGGGGAGAGCACACUCUCGUUGCCUAUCCUCAACAGCGAAGCGUAUUCUUCAUCAAAAGACAACUGGCAUAGGUUCGAACAAAUUCUGCACGCUGUGGAAGAAGACCUCACAUCCAACCUAGACACUCUUCAGAAGUGGACCUCCAGAGAGAAAGAUCGCGGCCAAGAAAAGCCUCGGUGGACGCGCAGCGACGAAAGAAAAUACCGCGGUGCGAUCAACAAGUACCGAGGCUCGACAGAACGGCAGAUCAGAGAUCUGGGAAUCUACCGUGACAAGAUCCGCAAGCUCAAGGACACACUUGCGACGAGUAUGCAGAAGAUCCGCGACGACCGUGAGCUCCACCGAAACGAGAAUAUCAGAUACUUCACGUAUGUGACGGUGAUCUUCCUGCCUCUCGGGUUCGCCGCGAGCUUCUACAGCAUGAACGGUGCGCCGCCGGAUGCUCUGAUGAUUUCCCUCGUUAAGUUUGCGGCGGCUGCCUUCGCUGUGACUGUUGGUCUGCUGGCAAGUGCCAAGACGCUCUUCCUGGCAGUUGAUGUUGUCGUUGUUCCACUACGCCGCUUAAGAGCCCAGGCAGGUCUGGCGAUGGAAAAAUAUUCACGUUCAACUGUGGAAAAGAGUUUGCUUAUGAAGUGGAUGAAGAAUUUGGGAGAAUCUGACGAGGAAGAAGAGAGACAGCCCUCAGAUGGCCAGGCCAAGGCAUCAGAGCAUGCUGACUGGAAUGACGUGGAGCUCGAAUUUUGGUCCCCUUUCAUGUUUUGGGUUGCAUACAUCUUUUAUGAAAUUCCAGCCCGUAGAGUAUUGCUUGCAAUAUCCGAGCUGAGGAGUGGAGGCUUUUCACCGCAAGUGGUUGGAAACGUGCUGCUUGGCUUCGAUCUGGCGAGGCUUAUCAGGGAUGUCGGGAACCUCUUCCCACACAGCCCUACCAAGUCGAAGCCAGGGAACAAGGAAGAUGACGCUGCCGUGUUGUUUCGGCAUUUUAAGAGAAUUACGGACGAGCCGAGGACGUCGAGGCCCUUGAAAUUGCUACAGGAGACAAUAGCACGGAAGCGAAAAUCCCCCGAAAAUGGACAGAAGCCUGAGAAUGGACCACGAGCAGAGAGCAAGAGAGAAAGCAUCGUUGAGACGAGUGAGAAGAUCACCGCGUAA
Messenger RNA from Diaporthe amygdali, 4743 nucleotides. RefSeq lists its product as uncharacterized. Gene Ontology annotation, molecular function: metal ion transmembrane transporter activity. The coding region runs from base 1 to 4743 and encodes 1580 amino acids. Gene Ontology annotation, biological process: transmembrane transport; metal ion transport. The record is from RefSeq and is a predicted model, not a curated record. Lineage: Eukaryota; Fungi; Ascomycota; Sordariomycetes; Diaporthales; Diaporthaceae. Gene Ontology annotation, cellular component: membrane. The transcript has 5 exons.